Molecule: messenger RNA, 1503 nt
Organism: Didymosphaeria variabile
Lineage: Eukaryota; Fungi; Ascomycota; Dothideomycetes; Pleosporales; Didymosphaeriaceae
Exons: 5
Coding region: 1-1503 (500 amino acids)
Biological process (GO): carbohydrate transport; transmembrane transport
Cellular component (GO): membrane
Molecular function (GO): carbohydrate:proton symporter activity
Source: RefSeq, a predicted model, not a curated record
AUGGCACCUACCGGAAAGACGGUGUACAAUUGGUACAUCUCGCUUGUAGCAGCAUCAUGUAUGGUGCUCUACGGCUACGAUGCAUCCACUUUCAAUGCUCUGCAGAACUCUACCAACUGGAAGAACUACUUCAACCACCCCACUGAGAACAUCAUCGGCGCUAUCAACACUUCUUACACGGUCGGAGCUGUCGUCGCAGGCUUCUUCUUCGGUGGACCCCUCGCUGAUUGGGCUGGCCGAAGAGUAGGAAUGGCAGCCGGAGCCAUCCUUGUCAUAAUCGCAACUUUCAUGCAAUGCUUCGCGCCGCGAGGAAACGUAGGGGUCUUCAUUGCAGGUCGCGUGGUUAUCGGUUUGGGGCAGGGUCUUGCUCUGACUGCCGGCCCUAUCUACAUCGGAGAACUGUCAAGACCUGAAGUACGAGGCACCAUCAUGUCCUUCUGGCAGAUGUUCUAUUCCGUCGGAUCAUUCAUUGCUUACUGGGUCGGCUACGCCACUGCAAAGCAUCCUGGCAAACUCGGCGAUUGGGAUUGGAAGAUGGUCGUUAUCUUCCAGAUACUCAUGCCCAUCCUCAUCCUCGCGCAAGUGUUUUUCAUCCCCGAGACGCCACGUUGGUAUAUCCAGCACGGCAACCGCCUAGAGGAAGCCCGUGCCGCGCUCCACAAGGUCCGCGACACCGAGCAAGAAGUCGAGGAUGAGCUCCUCGCCAUCCGCGAAGCUAUUGAAUUCGAAGCCGAGGCUAUCUCCAGCAACUACUCUGCUCUGUGGAAGGAUCGAUCUAUCAGGAAGCGUCUCUUGCUGUGCAUGAUCCUCAACGGUGGACAGCAGAUCACCGGUCAGGGUACUCUCAACUCGUACUCAACCAUCAUCUACAAGAAGGUCUUCAAAGACCCGGCGAAGAUUGCUCUCAUCAACGCUCUGAACGCCACUUUUGGUAUCCUAUUCACGCUUAACGCUACCUGGACGGUGGACCGUUUCGGUCGAAAGUUCCUGUUCAUCGUUGGUGGUAUUGGUAUGGCUUGCUGCAUGAUCACUGUCGCCGCUGUUGGCUCUGAGACGCCCUCGCCCGGUGACUCUAAGACGCAGCCCGUUGGUAUCGCAAUCGUCUUCCUCAUGUUCCUCUUCGCGCUCUUCUACAAGCCUUCUUGGGGUGCCACUGUCUGGAUUUACACGGGCGAGAUUUUCUCCAUGAACGUGCGUGCUCAGGCCGUCGGCAUGUGCUCCCAGACCCAGAACGUUGUCAACUCGAUCGUGCAGCAGUUCUUCCCUAUCUUCUUGAAGAACUGCAGCUGGUACGUCUUCUACUUUUUCGCCGGUAUCAACGUGAUGCUCGCGCUGUUCGUUGUCUUCUUCAUCCCUGAGACGAAGAAGGUCAGUCUCGAGGAGAUUGAUACCCUCUUCGGCGGAACCAACCACGUCGAAGCCGGAGGAGAGCUUGUCGGUGCGAAAGACCCGCACCACGCCGAGGUCGAGAGGGUCGAGAUUACGGACGAGAAGAGGGCGUGA